This is a messenger RNA of Botrytis byssoidea, 315 nucleotides long. RefSeq lists its product as uncharacterized. NCBI's taxonomy places the organism in Eukaryota, Fungi, Ascomycota, Leotiomycetes, Helotiales, Sclerotiniaceae. The record is from RefSeq and is a predicted model, not a curated record. The transcript has 3 exons. The coding region runs from base 1 to 315 and encodes 104 amino acids.
AUGACUAGGGAACUGGUUCGGAAAUAUACAACCUUGACAGGUCUGUCCGAUCAAAUCAUGAUGCUUUCAAACACAUCUAAGCGGAGCUCGAAAUUGUUUGUACUCAUCACGAGUCUGCGAACUCGCCAUCGCGACUUUGGGUCUGAUUGGGUCAACGUAAAUUUGGAAACAAUCGAUAUGUGGGAAGGCGCAACGCGGAGAGGUGCCCGAGUUCGCGGACGACAGUUCAAUGAUGGAAUUCUCAUGAGCUGGGCGUUCGAUCUCACCGUCGACGACCCGGAUACAAUAAUAAGUCUGCAGCGAGCUAUAGAUUAG